Messenger RNA from Lodderomyces elongisporus, 1962 nucleotides. It is a transcript of the gene TPO4, whose product is annotated as Tpo4p. Gene Ontology annotation, molecular function: spermidine transmembrane transporter activity; spermine transmembrane transporter activity. The record is from RefSeq and is a predicted model, not a curated record. Bases 1 to 1962 code for a protein of 653 amino acids. The transcript has a single exon. Lineage: Eukaryota; Fungi; Ascomycota; Pichiomycetes; Serinales; Debaryomycetaceae. Gene Ontology annotation, biological process: transmembrane transport; spermine transport; spermidine transport. Gene Ontology annotation, cellular component: plasma membrane.
AUGUCUCAAGCUGUUUCCAACGGUGAAGUGGAUCUGAAAAAUUUUAUCAGUACACAGGAUGGAGAAACUCACAACUUGGAAGUCAAUGAUUUAAAAAAUGGCGAUGCCAAUUUAUUUUCAAUUCCUGUGGAUCGCAAUUUACACGAAGAAGAGAAUACACCUCAUUAUCAAUUCACAGAAAUGGACUUAGAGCCACCUACUAAUUUUGCAGCUCCACAACAUGUUGAUGCCGACACAUCGCAAGUGCUGCUGGGUCUUCCUAACCCGCUCCUCAAUCUGAGUGACUCCCACUCAGAUCACACAGCUUCAGGAAGAGAUGAAGAGAAAUCACAAAAAGAGCUUGAGAAGGAAGGAAGUGAGGAACAGUAUUUGGAGGGACAAGGCGACUCUAGCGACGGGGAGAACCGCAUAAUCAACAUAAGCGAGCUUGAUUGGGAUGGUCCCGAUGAUCGUGAGAACCCUCAAACUUGGUCUAAAUUCAAAAAAUGGUGGAUUACAUACACUGCGGCCAUCAUGUGUCUCUGUUGUUCGUUGGGUUCAUCAUUAUACACUGGUGGUAUUCCUGAAAUUAUGGUCAGAUUUGGUGCUUCGCAGGAGCUUUGCUUAGCAGGUCUUACUUUCUAUUUGGUUGGUUUAGCAAUUGGUCCUGCAAUUGCAGCACCAUUAUCGGAAGUAUUUGGCAGAAAGCCACUUUAUGUGCUUUCGUGGCCAAUCGCAAUGUUGUUCAUUAUGGGUGUUGGUCUUGCCAAAAACAUUCGCACAAUCUUGGUGCUUCGUUUCUUUUGUGGGUUUUUCUCUAGUCCAGCAUUAUCAAUUGCUGGUGGAACGAUUUCUGAUCUCUGGGCCAAUAGUCCUUCGGACCAAUCCAUUGCAGUUGCAAUCUUUUGUUUGUGUCCCUUCCUUGGUCCUGUGCUUGGUCCAAUUAUUGGUGGGUUCUCAGCCGAGUACAAGAACUGGCAAUGGGCUGCAUCUUGGGUGUUGCUCAUGUUUUUCGGACUUGUUUGGCCGUUUGCAAUUUUGGCACCUGAAACAUUCAAGCCUGUCAUUUUGGCACGCAGAGCUAGAAAGAGAGGUGUUAACGUUGAGUCGCAAAAAGUGGAUAUGGAAUUUUUGAAGAAGGUUGCCAAAAACAACUUGUUAUUGCCUAUGGUUUUGUUGUUCACUGAACCUAUUGUUUUGAUUAUGUCGGUUUACAUUGCAUUCAUUUUUGCAGUAUUAUUCGGUUUUUUUGAGGCAUUCCCUGUUAUUUUUAGAGGUGUAUACCACAUGGAUCUCGGUAUUUCCGGUUUGACUUUUAUUGGUGUUGGUAUUGGCUUGGUCUUGGGGGUCAUCUUUUACGUGUUGCUUGAUCUUUUCUAUUACUUUCCCAAAAAUCCUGAUGGAACCAGAGGUAAGAGGGAUGAAGAAGGUAAAAUCAUCUUUGAUCCACCAGAGAGUAAAUUAUUAGUGGGUAAAGUUGGUGCUGUUUGUUUACCGAUUGCUUUAUUCUGGUUGGGAUGGACAGGAAGAACCGAUUCAAUUCAUUGGUUGGCGCCUACCGCAAGUGGUGUUCCUUUUGGGUUUGGCUUGAUCCUUGUGUUUUUUGCAGUUGUGUUGUAUUUUGCCAUGUCUUUCCCACCACUUAUUGUUGCGUCUGCAAUUGCUGCCAACAACUUGUUGCGUUAUUUGUUGGCAUCAGUAUUCCCCUUGUUUACAGUUCAAUGUUUUGAAAACUUGGGUAUCGGUUGGGCAGGAUCGUUGUUUGCCUUUAUUGCUUUACUUAUGGUGCCUGUCCCAUUUGUUUUUGCGUGGUUUGGUCCUCGUUUGAGAUUAAGAAGUAAGUAUACGUAUGCUGCAUACUUUAAGAAGUUGGCAGAAGAGAAAGCCGCUAGAGAGAAAGAGAAUGGUGGCAAUGUUGAGAAACAAAAGCAGCCCAGUGCUGAAGGGACCGAAGACAAGCCGGAUGUUUCGAACAAGGUAUAG